Cicer arietinum (chickpea) is the source of this 860-nucleotide messenger RNA. NCBI's taxonomy places the organism in Eukaryota, Viridiplantae, Streptophyta, Magnoliopsida, Fabales, Fabaceae. The record is from RefSeq and is a predicted model, not a curated record.
AUGUCACUGAGCCUCAGAUGGAGGACCAUGUCCCUGAGCCUCAGUUGGAGGAGGAUGUCCCUGAGCCUCAGAUGGAACAUGCUGAUGAUGCUGGAUUCCCCGGAGGACCUAUGUUGAGACAUGUGUUGACACAGUAUGAGCACCACGUGGCUCGGCGGCUAUGGGAAGGAGAGGAUCGUGGACCGUUAAAGGUCAUUACUCAUGGAUUGAAGUUGAAGAAGUUUUCUGAAGUUCCUGUGCCACAUCCUGUAGAGCGUUGGAUUCGGGAAUCUGGGCUGCUACCUCUUUCUUCGGCCUACCUCACUAUGGUUGAUGCUGGUCUCGUCUCGGCAUUUAUUGAAAGAUGGCACAGGGAGACCAGCUCAUUUCAUUUGCCAUUUGGAGAGAUGACCAUUACUUUAGACGACGUAGCUACUCUCCUUCACAUAUCACCGAAUGGUAAAUUUUUUGAUGCACUUGUGAAUAUGAGUACUAAUAAUGCUGCUAGAGCUGCACAUGAGUACUUAGGUGCAACUUGGGAUGAAUCUCUAGCUGAGAUUAAUUUUAAUAAAUGUGCCCAAUAUAGAUUGCAGUGGCUGCGUGACUUAUAUAGUCGUCUCAUUCAAACUAAUCAGUUUGAGUGUGCGGCUAGAGCGUAUCUAUUGCACUUAGUUGGCAGCACCAUUUUCGCCGAUAAAACGCAUACGCGUGUGGAGGCGAAAUACAUUAGUUUAUUUAUUGAUUUAGCUCGUUGUCGACACUAUUCGUGGGCUGCCGCGGCAUUGGUUUUCCUGUAUGAUAACAUGGGAGAUGGGGCUGUCCACGACACUCGACAGUUAGGAGGUUACAUGACCCUUUUACAGGUAUUGACAUUUAUUUAA